AAUACAUGGAGCACAAAUUAACCAUUGAUAGGAUUACUCCACAAACAAAAGAGUGGACAUUAAAGGUACAACUCAUUGAGAAACCGCGGCCAAGGCAAAGUAAAGAUGGAAAGACGCGAUUCCAGAUUGCUGUUGUCCGAGAUGAAAGAGAAGAGCAAGUAGCCGCUGUUCUGUACGGGGAAGACAUAGAAAAGUAUGUAGACAAGCUCACCCCGUUUUCCACUUACUUGAUAUCUACUGCAAAAGUGAGGGUUCCUUUACCCUACGAAGUGCCUAUCAACCGUUUUGAAUGGGUUAUUGACAAAUUCACUAUCGUCGAAGAGGUGAAAGAUGAUAACAUAUAAGACCCAC
Nicotiana tabacum (common tobacco) is the source of this 351-nucleotide messenger RNA. The record is from RefSeq and is a predicted model, not a curated record. NCBI's taxonomy places the organism in Eukaryota, Viridiplantae, Streptophyta, Magnoliopsida, Solanales, Solanaceae.